This is a messenger RNA of Nematostella vectensis (starlet sea anemone), 1261 nucleotides long. RefSeq lists its product as uncharacterized. The transcript has 8 exons. The record is from RefSeq and is a predicted model, not a curated record. Bases 121 to 819 code for a protein of 232 amino acids. NCBI's taxonomy places the organism in Eukaryota, Metazoa, Cnidaria, Anthozoa, Actiniaria, Edwardsiidae.
GUAAGCUGUCUGGAGUAAUUUGAUAUUAGUAGCUGCGGCUAAAGUAGGUUUCUGAGCAGAAAAAACGGAGCCCAAAAAAUACGUGACCGAUCAAGUACAAGUACUUGGUGACGAGUACCAAUGGCGGUGGCGAGGGAGGCCGAUGAUACAGUAGAUGCCAGUGUAGUGGCAGAUGCCGAAGGUGCAGUAACAAUUUCGUCUGAAAGUGAGGAAAACAUCAGAAGACAAAGGAAAAUCAGGGUCUGUGCCCCACACGAGGGCCCAGACCUGGUAAACAUAGCUGUUGGAGGCUCUGGAGGCACAUUGAUUAGAAACAAGUUUCGCAAAGGCUCUUGUUUUCAGGUGGUCUAUGACUGGGCAGGGUCAAUGCCAAUCAUGCCUCUCUAUUUCUCCCUGCAUAGGGCUGGAGGAGAAAUCAUUAGGCACACAGACAGACUACAGGGACACGAGACUCUCAACUCUGCCCAGAGGGUAAGGCAGGCUGUGAACAAGGAUCCCCAAGAAAGUUUCCAAUUUCUAGGAGAUGAAGUCACUUUCUUUGGCAACUUCCACAUUGACUCUCAUGCAGAGGAUACACUAAGAGAGGAGACAGUUGAAACAUUAGACUGCAGCAAGCCGAAACAAGGCGAACAGAAACAAGGCGAACAGACAAAAAGAAAGAGGGGCAGCGAGAGCCAAAAGAGAAAAAACGAGAAAAAAAAAGCUAAAGAAUUCAGAAUAAAACAGAAUAGUAUUUUAUUGUGUCUUUUAUUAUUAAUACAUACAUACCACAUACCAAUUAAAUCUGGUCACUAUGCUAAUAUACCACAUGAAGCAUGAUUAUAUCAAAUGUGUGACCUUGAAAUUGGCAAUGAGAUCACUAUUUUUUCACAUUGUGGAAACCAAGUUUCAAUUAAUAUUAAUCUGUUCUUUUUGUUAAUUCCAUGAAAAGGAAUUUUAAGUUAACUGGGAACUACAUUUUUCGAAAUUUCUUCCUUAUAUAAUGGUAGUUUAGAUCCUGCGAGCAGUGGUUUCCUUUUAAUUUGUUUUUUAUUAAGUUCUGUUCUUCAUUUAGCGUUAUCAUUAAUGAUUUAUUGAGAGAUUUAAGAAGCAAAUAGAUUUGCUUCUUAUAAUAGGAUAACUUACUGCUUUGUAGAUAAGAGAUUUGUGGAACAUAGGGUUACAAAGUAUAUUUAUGAUACUAUAGUUUCUUAAAUAAAAACAACCAGAAUCAUUUCCAGUAACUUCUAUAAGGCAUUAUUAAAGUUCUAUUCUUUAUUAA